Theobroma cacao (cacao) is the source of this 944-nucleotide messenger RNA. RefSeq names its product BRICK1 (gene BRK1). NCBI's taxonomy places the organism in Eukaryota, Viridiplantae, Streptophyta, Magnoliopsida, Malvales, Malvaceae. Gene Ontology annotation, cellular component: SCAR complex. The record is from RefSeq and is a predicted model, not a curated record. Gene Ontology annotation, biological process: actin filament organization; cell motility; regulation of actin polymerization or depolymerization. Gene Ontology annotation, molecular function: protein-containing complex binding.
CCAACCAACCAACCAAACCGGACCCAAUUUUAUUUCACAAAAGGAAAAAAAAUCUUUUAUUUUCUCUCUCAACAAAAUUUAAAACAAAUAUCCGAGAAAAACAGCUAACAGACGAGGAAGAUCUGUAAAAGUCGGCGAUUCUUUUUAGGAACAAGAAGAAAAAGGGGAAGAAGAAAGAAAUGGCAAGAGCGGGAGGAAUAACGAACGCCGUAAACGUAGGGAUAGCAGUGCAAGCCGAUUGGGGGAAUCGCGAAUUCAUCUCUCACAUUUCCCUCAAUGUUCGUCGCCUCUUCGAAUUCCUCCUCCAAUUCGAGGCCACAACGAAGAGCAAAUUGGCAUCAUUGAACGAGAAACUGGAUACCCUGGAACGUCGUUUGGAGCUUCUUGAAGUUCAAGUGGGAACUGCUUCGGCUAAUCCUUCUCUUUUCAGUUGUGGCAGAGACUGAAACCUAAGAGUUAGCCAAUCUUGCCUACAAAGAUGACGUUUUAAGUUCAAAUCUUUAUUUCCACAAUCUUAGCAAUCGAAAUGAAGAAAGAAAGACAGAAAGAUUGGUAACUUGCAUUUUGAGGAAGAUGCUGAAACAGUGCUUGGCAGCUGAAAGUUCUGACUCCGGCCUUUAUAGAUAAUGGAAAAGUUAACUUAAUAGUGAUGGUGGUUAUCUCCUUAACCAGAAGAAAACCAAAUUCUGGACUCCAGUGGAUCCGGAUUUGAAUUUUAUCAAGGCAAAAGAAAGAAACUUAAAUUAAAAAAAAAAAUCAAUUGGCUCUGUGGUAAUGUUAAAACAGUUGCGUUCAUCAAAAAUUUAGAUUUAUUUCACUUAAUGUAUGCCUCUUAACUGCUUUGUUAAUUAGUCUGCUCAAGGAUGUUAAAUGAAUAGUAACUAAAAUGGCUGCUUUUGGCUUGCUUUGUCAUCAGUUCAUUCAUCUUUGUAUUGAUUAUCCCA